AUUCUAAACUAAACCCUAAACCCGAAGCCGCCAUGGCCGCCGCCGUUCGCCACCUCCUCCGCCGCCGCCUCUCCACGGCCGCCGCCACCGCCGCGGCCCCCACCCCGGGCUCCAUCCUCAACCCGUCCUCCCCGAACACCCCCCUCUCCUCGCUGCAGAAGACCCGCCUCGCCAUCUCCCUCCUCAAGUCCUCCCCGCCGCCGCCCCCCGACCAGAUCCUCUCCAUCUGCCGCGCCGCCGCGCUCUCCCCGGAGACCCACAUCGACCGCGUCGCGCUGUCGCUCGCCGCGUCGAAGCUCUCCUCCGCCCCGGACACCCUCCGCGACCUCACCUCCACCGUCCUCACCCCGCGCCACGCGCCCCACGCCAUCGUGCUCUUCGGCCAGGCCGGCCUCCUCCCCGAUGCCAUUUCCACUUUCCAGUCCUCCCCCUCCACCCGCUCCCUCAACGCCCUCAUCUUCGCGUGCAUUGUCUCCAAGAACCACACGGAGGCCGCCCGCAUCUUCCAGACGUUCCCGGACGCCCAUGGUGUGAAGCCCAACACCGAGACCUUCAACACCAUCAUCAAAUCCUUUGCCGAGUCCGGCACCAUAAGGUCCUUCUAUUCGGUGUUCGACGAAAUGUGCAAGAAGGGUGUGAAGCCGGACGCCAGAACAUUUACCACUGCACUCGCUGGUUUCUACAAUGAGGAGCGGUUUGAUGACGUGGCGAAGGUGAUAGAGCUCAUGAAGAAGCAUGGUUGUGGCGAGACACUUCCAGUGUACAAUGUGAGGGUGAGGAGUUUGUGCAAACUCGGUCGGAGUGGUGAGGCGAAGGCGUUAGUGAACGAGAUGGUGAAAAAGGGCACAAAGCCAAGCUGGGUGACUUACAACCAUUUGGUUUAUGGAUUCUGUAAGGAGGGGGAUUUGGAAGAAGCAAAGCGUCUGUACAAGGAGAUGGGAAUGAAAGGGUUGGUUGGGGAUUGCAACUUCUACUAUAUGCUCAUUCAUUUCCUUUGUCGUGGUGGAGAUUUUGAUACUGCGCUUGGAUUAUACAAUGAGAUAGAACCGAAGAAUUGGGUGCCAUGCUUCUCGACCAUGAAGAUGCUUGUGAAUGGGCUUGCUGGGAGCUCAAAGAUCGAUGAGGCAAAGGGGAUUAUUGAGAAGAUGAAGGAGAAGUUCCCGGAUAAUGAGGGGUGGAAGGAGGUGGAGGCGGCAUUGCCUCAAUAGAGUAAGAGAUCUAUGGUCUCUCAGAAUAUUUGCCAGUGCUGAAGACAUUGUUGUUGGUUGGGGACUGGGACUGCGUCAAUAUCUCUUCAGCUGUUCGAGCAUAUGGAGCUUUAUUCUGGAUACAUUUUUAUAUAAAUGUGAAAUAUGCUAAUAUGGGAUAAUGUUUCCUCAGCCGUUUGAAGAGAUUGUGGAAAGCUAAUGCAAGGUGUUUUAGGGGAUGUUUGUUUCUUUA
Molecule: messenger RNA, 1440 nt
Organism: Setaria italica (foxtail millet)
Lineage: Eukaryota; Viridiplantae; Streptophyta; Magnoliopsida; Poales; Poaceae
Product: pentatricopeptide repeat-containing protein At1g61870, mitochondrial
Exons: 2
Coding region: 33-1208 (391 amino acids)
Molecular function (GO): protein binding
Source: RefSeq, a predicted model, not a curated record